AUGUCUCGAGAGGACUCCGCCAUGAUGUCUGACGAUGAUCAGCCGCUCGUCGCCAACAAACCUACGGCUAAUGGUUCGACAGUGGCCAACGGGAGGUCUAAUGGACACGUUGAAUCAGACUCGUCGAUGAGCGAGGAUGAUAUGCCGCUUUCUCAAUCAAUACGUGAUAAGUCGGAAUCGAUUCUGACACCAGAACCACGCUCGGCGAAGCGCAAGAAGCCGAUGUACGCUGAGUCGUCAAGCGACGAUGACACUCCUCUGGCUUCGUCGCCCGCUAAACCACGCACUGCCGCAUCUGCGGUCAAUGGUCGUAAGAAGGCCACCAACGGGGCGGCCAAAGACAGUGAUGCCGAUGACGAUUAUGGUGAUGACACGCCAAAGAAACCCACCAAACGGCCACCUCGGAAGAAGGUUAAGAAGCAGGAACCCGACGAAUCCGUGUUAGAGGACGAGAAGCCUCCGAAGAAGGUAGCCAAGGGCAAGGGCAAAGUGAAAGCUGAGAGUGCAGACGGCGCGUCAGAUGGGGAGGACGCCAACGCUAACGCGAAGAAACCGGCGAAGAAGCCGCGAGCCAAGAAGCAGCCUAAGGCUGAGCCCGAAUCAGGCGACGAACUCCCUAAGCCUAAGAAGAGGGCAAGCAAGAAGAAGGACACAGAGGAGAAUGGUUCACCGACGAAAGGGAAAAAGGGGAAAAAGGAGGAUGAAGAGGAGGAGGAAGUAUUCAGAUGGUGGGAGCAAGAUCCUAACGGCGACGGAACUAUUAAGUGGCAAACGCUCGAGCAUAAUGGAGUCUUAUUCCCCCCUCCGUAUGAACCACUGCCGUCGAACGUGAAAAUGAAAUACAAAGGGCGGGAAGUCGAUCUAUCCCCUGGGGCAGAAGAGGUGGCUGGCUUCUAUGCCGCCAUGAUAGAGACAGAUCACGCUCGGGACGCAGUUUUUAACAAGAAUUUCUUUGAGGACUUCAAGAAGGUCCUCGAAAAACAUCCUCCACGCAAUGGCAUCAAGAUCACUGAUUUCGACCUCUGCGACUGGCGUCCGAUGUUCGAGUACUUUGAGAGCGAGAAAGCUAAGAAGAAGCAACUCACUGCGGCUGAACGGAAAGAACUCAAAAGAAAGAGAGACGAGUCAGAGGCCAUCUAUACGACCUGUCUUCUAGACGGCCGUAAAGAGAAAGUUGGGAACUUUCGCGUUGAACCACCUGGUCUCUUUCGCGGUCGUGGCGAGCAUCCGAAAAAGGGUUGUCUCAAGUUUCGUGUACGUCCGGAGGAUAUCACGAUUAACAUCGGAAAAGAUGCGCCGACACCGGUACCCAACGUACCUGGCGAAUGGAAGCGCAUUCAGCAUGAUAAGACGGUUACUUGGUUGGCUACCUGGACGGAGAAUGUCAACUACAAUCACAAAUAUGUCUUCUUGGCUGCUGGGAGUUCGUUGAAAGGGCAAAGCGACAUGAACAAAUUUGAGAAAGCCCGCGAGCUGAAGAACCAUGUCGAUCGCAUCAGGUUAAAUUAUCAAUCCGAUCUACGUUCCAAGGUCAUGGCUGACCGACAACGCGCAACGGCCAUGUAUUUCAUAGACAAGCUCGCGCUUCGUGCCGGAAACGAAAAGGGCGAAGACGAGGCAGACACCGUUGGCUGUUGUUCUCUACGGUGCGAGCAUGUGACGUUGGAAGCCCCGAAUUUCAUUGUUUUCGAUUUCCUGGGUAAAGACUCUAUUCGGUACUAUAAUAGAGUGCCUGUGGACGCGCAAGUUUUCAAGAACGUCCGCAUAUUCAAGGAGAAUAAAGAGGAUGAGGAUAACCUUUUUGACCGUGUGACUACGGGAUCCCUCAACAAACACUUGAAUUCGGAGAUGAAGGGGCUCACUGCCAAGGUGUUCCGUACGUUCAAUGCAUCCAGCACGUUCCAACGUCUGCUCGACGAAAACUCUCUCGAGGACAAAACUCUGCAAGAAAAGCUGAAUGCGUACAACGAUGCUAAUCGUCAAGUCGCCAUCCUUUGUAACCAUCAACGUAGCGCCCCGAAGACCCAUGAUCAGUCAAUGGAGAAAAUGCGGCAACGGUUGCGUGGGUUCAAAUAUGACCGCAUGAAACUACGGCAUGCUUUGUUCUCUAUCGAUUCCGCGUACAAGAAGGACGAACGAUAUAAGGCGGACGAGUCUGACGUAGACGACGAUUUUGUUGAAGAAUGGGAGGAUUCAUUGAAGGCCAAAGAGAUCGAAAAGAUUGAAAAGAAGUUCGCCAAGGAGAACGAAAAGCUGGAGGAGGAGGGCAAGAAACCCCAGAACAAGUCUACGCUAGCUGAGCGGAUUCAGGCCAUCGAGGAUGAAUUUAACCGCUUGGCAGAGGAACGUGGCACGAAGGCGGCAGCUCUGAAGCGGGACCGGGCCCCAGAGAAGAUCGAGGAGGCGAUAUCGAAGUUGGAUAGCAAGAUCAAGGCAUUCAAGCUUCAAAUGGUGGAUAGGGAUGCCGGUAAGGAAGUAGCCCUCGGCACAAGUAAAAUCAAUUACUUGGAUCCACGCAUCACUGCUGCCUGGUGCCGGACACACGACGUGCCUAUAGAGAAGAUCUUCUCCAAGACCCUCCUCACAAAGUUCCCUUGGGCCAUGGAUGUCUCUGAGGACUGGAAGUUCUGA
Pleurotus ostreatus (oyster mushroom) is the source of this 2631-nucleotide messenger RNA. RefSeq names its product DNA topoisomerase 1 (gene TOP1). The transcript has 11 exons. Gene Ontology annotation, biological process: DNA topological change; chromosome segregation; DNA replication. The record is from RefSeq and is a predicted model, not a curated record. Gene Ontology annotation, molecular function: DNA binding; DNA topoisomerase type I (single strand cut, ATP-independent) activity. Gene Ontology annotation, cellular component: chromosome; nucleolus. NCBI's taxonomy places the organism in Eukaryota, Fungi, Basidiomycota, Agaricomycetes, Agaricales, Pleurotaceae. Bases 1 to 2631 code for a protein of 876 amino acids.